CACUGCUGCCCCCAAACUUUCCGCCUGCACGGAGGUAUAAGAGCCUCCAAGUCUGCAGCUUUCGUCCAACUCCCAGACACCUCGCGGGCUCGCCGGCACCGGCAGCGUUUCCAGGAGGCCGAGCAGGGUGUGCGUGCGGCCGUUGGGCGCCUUCUUUUUGGACCUCGGGGCCAUCCACACCGUCCCCUCCCCCUCCCGCCUCCCUCCCCGCCUCCCCCGCGCGCCCUCCCCGCGGAGAUCCACCCCGUCCCUCCUCCCGCUCCCUCCUCGGCGGGCCGCACCGCCCCGGCCGGCGCCGCGCGCGGGGGAAGCUGGCGGGCUGAGGCGCCCCGCUCUCCUCCUUUUCCCGGGCCGCCCCUCUGCCCCGGGCCUGCGAGGCCGCACGCUGCCACCUGAGAGAUGAUGCAGGACGUGUCCAGCUCGCCAGUCUCGCCGGCCGACGACAGCCUGAGCAACAGCGAGGAAGAGCCGGACCGGCAGCAGCCGCCGAGCGGCAAGCGCGGGGGGCGCAAGCGGCGCAGCAGCCGGCGCAGCGCGGGCGGCGGCGCGGGGCCCGGCGGGGCCGCGGGCGGGGGCGUCGGAGGCGGCGACGAGCCGGGCAGCCCGGCCCAGGGCAAGCGCGGCAAGAAAUCUGCGGGUGGCGGCGGCGGCGGCGCCGGCGGCGGCGGCAGCAGCAGCGGCGGCGGGAGCCCGCAGUCCUACGAGGAGCUGCAGACGCAGCGGGUCAUGGCCAACGUGCGGGAGCGCCAGCGCACGCAAUCGCUGAACGAGGCGUUCGCCGCGCUGCGGAAGAUCAUCCCCACGCUGCCUUCGGACAAGCUGAGCAAGAUCCAGACCCUCAAGUUGGCGGCCAGGUACAUCGACUUCCUCUACCAGGUUCUCCAGAGCGACGAGCUGGACUCCAAGAUGGCAAGCUGCAGCUAUGUGGCCCAUGAGCGGCUCAGCUACGCCUUCUCGGUCUGGAGGAUGGAGGGGGCCUGGUCCAUGUCCGCGUCCCACUAGCAGGCGGAGCUCCCCACCCCCUCGGCAGGGCCGGAGACCUAGAUGUCAUUGUUUCCAGAGAAGGAGCAAAUGGACAGUCUAGAGACUCUGGAGCUGGAUAACUAAAAAUAAAUAUAUAUGCCAAAGAUUUUCUUGGAAAUUAGAAGAGCAGAACCCAAAUUCAAAGAAACAGGGCGUGGGGCGCACUUUUAAAAGAGAAAGCGAGACAGGCCCGUGGACAGUGAUUCCCAGACGGGCAGCGGCACCAUCCUCACACCUCUGCAUUCUGAUAGAAGUCUGAACAGUUGUUUGUGUUCCUUUUUUUUUUUUUUGACGAAGAAUGUUUUUAUUUUUAUUUUUUCAUGCAUGCAUUCUCAAGAGGUCGUGCCAAUCAGCCACUGAAAGGAAAGGCAUCAUUAUGGACUUUCUCCAUUUUAAAAUGGUAACAACCAGAGGAAUUUUAAGAACAUCGUUAGAAAUAAAAAUACGGGGAUCAAACUGACUUGCAAAAUCACAGUCAGUUCAUUCCUUUUCACCUUCUUCCUCUGAGGGAAAAAAAAAAAAACUUAAAAUACAAAAAACAACAUUCUAUUUAUUUAUUGAUGACCCAUGGUAAAAUGCAAAUAGAUCCGGUGUCUAAAUGCAUUCAUAUUUUUAUGAUUGUUUUGUAAAUAUCUUUGUAUAUUAUUUUUCUGCAAUAAAUAAAUAUGAUUGAAAAUUUUAAGAACCUCAGAGUUUGGUCUAUAUUUUUAAAGCUCAGGAUUAAGUUGGCGGUAAAUACUUGCUUGUUUAACUCUGGAGGCACCCAGGAGGGAGGGGGCACUAAUAUAAACAAAGCAGUGAAAAACGCAAAUAAACUAGCUACUGACAGGCACAGGCAUGUUAUUUAGAAAGACAGCUUUAUUAUUAUUCCAAUUUGGUGUUCAGUGGGCUUUGUGGCAUCUAUCCUUCAUCUCUUACCAGUUCUCUAAACAGCGAAAACUUAAAUUUGUUACUCACCUCUCUUGCUUAUAUUUUGAGGGGGCAGUCGUAGAACAGUUCAACGCAUAUAAGCAAUAUGAAGCCAGCAGUCUUUUUCUCUUGUUAACUCUGUAUUUUUGUCAUGAGCUCCACUGUUUGUGAGGAUUUUUAAAUAAGAGGUUCAUUUCAGUGAACGGGUGUAUAAAGUGUUCUUAAAAUGACCUAUCUGUACACGUAUAAAUCAAUACAAAUGCACUGAAAAUAGUAAAGUUUAAUUCAGCAGGAAAGAGAAUUCCAGUUGUAAUUUAUCUCUCUCUUACAUGAAUGAAAAUGAUAUUUAAUGUCAUGUUUGCUUAAAAGAAAAGCCAAAGUGAAGAAUAUUUGCCCAUGUUGAUGUUAUCUAUUUGGGAAGCAUGCUCCUUUUUUAUAUGUAUAAAGAACAUACAACAAUGGAGUCAAAUACAAUAAGCAAAAAACCUGAACUUCCAGUAUCUUCAGUAACAAUUGGAACAAUUACAAUUUUAAAUGCAAUAGCUAUUCAUUUUCUAGUCAGUUCAUUAGCAAGUAGAUUUUAUCCAAAAUUACACGGAAUUUUUCCUUGGUUACUUAUAGGUAUACAAAAUCUGAUGAAGUUAAGUUAAAUGGGCAAAUGGGGCUUGAUUUUUAUUUCAUUAUGGUUAUUUCUGAACCAGGAAAAUAUUGGCUCAUAACUAAUAUCAUUAGGAGCAAUACGUUUGUAUCACUCAGUGCUUAACUUUUACAUCUAGUUUACUGCAUUCAGGUGUAAUCUGGCAAGCUUUCAAACUAGAAAAUAAUUUUGUUGUCUAUUUCAAACAAAGGCUAUGGCAGAUAAGUGUAUAUGAAUGCAAACAGGUUGUGUUUGUUCAACUCAGAUUGAGGCUAUUAUUACCUGAAGGUUUUUCAUUCCCUCCCACACAACAUCAGGGAAUGCUGACAUAACAAUAUUGUAAAUUUACUAUUCUGAAUAUUUGAGACCGUAUUUUCGGAUAAGGACCCUGUAGCAUUUACUUACACUGAAAGGUUAGUGAAGGCUUGGGGAAUUAAUUUUUGGAUUUUGGUAUUCCUUUACCAAAUAACUACAUGAGCCGGGAAAGUGAUUAUGUGUGCAUGUAUUUGUAGGGUGUGGGUGUAUUGGCAGAGUGGAGAGAGAGAGGGAGUGCGUGUGUAUAGGGUAGAAAUGUAAGGGUACCCUAGAAGAAUGAGGGAGAGCACAUCAAGAUGCUAAUUCUCUCUUGUGUGUGUAUCAUUCUACACCUCCAUUUUCUAAACUGUUCAUGGAGGAAUCUCCUUGUUCACUAGCUUGGUCUGACUAUUUGAUAUUUCAGAUUUCUUGACGUACAUCAGGAUGGAGCUGACUGUCAUUGCUGAGAAGGUAAUCUCUAUCUUAUCUCUGAUGAUUUAAAACCCAGAGGUUUCACAAAAGGUAGCCUUUCAUUUGCCUUUUUAAUUUUUUUCUUUUUUUCUUUUUUUCUUUUUCUUUAGUAUUUUGUUCUCUUUUCUCAUAAGAGAACCCUGUGGAGAAAAGCAAAUACCAUAUUUGUGUUGCUAAACUGAAGGUAAUAUUUUUCCCCUAGAUUUUCAGAGAAAUGAAUGAAUGAAUGAAAGGCGACGAAUGGCUUUACUUUGAAUGAGAAUAAUUCAUGCAGAAUAUUAACUAUUAGAAUACAAUUUUCAGGUUGCAGACUGAUUUUGUAUUGCCAAUCUCCUCCCCCUUGCACAUAACAAUGCUAAUUCUUUUUUAGAAUAGAAAUAAAGCCACCUGUAUUUCUUUUGCUCUACUGUUUUUUUCCUGUUUUAAUUCUUUUUGCUACCUAUUCUUAUUUAAAGGACACUUAAAAUGAAUUACCUCUGCUUCAGAAGUGAGAAUUUAAUGUGAUGGCUGGACUGGGGGACUCUACCCUUUAGCCAGAAUGCAUUCACUGGAGGGAAAAAUGCUGUAUAAAAUAGCCUUGGGUGAAUUCUAUAAACCACUGAGUAAAAAUGGUUCCUUUACUGUGCACAUAGUUUUUUUU
Messenger RNA from Acinonyx jubatus (cheetah), 3974 nucleotides. It is a transcript of the gene TWIST1, whose product is annotated as twist family bHLH transcription factor 1. Gene Ontology annotation, molecular function: protein dimerization activity; DNA-binding transcription factor activity, RNA polymerase II-specific; RNA polymerase II transcription regulatory region sequence-specific DNA binding. The record is from RefSeq and is a predicted model, not a curated record. Gene Ontology annotation, biological process: regulation of transcription by RNA polymerase II; developmental process. The coding region runs from base 400 to 1002 and encodes 200 amino acids. The transcript is spliced from 2 exons. Lineage: Eukaryota; Metazoa; Chordata; Mammalia; Carnivora; Felidae.